AUGCCGAUCGAAUUUGUGUGCAAAAUCAAGUUUGCCGAGGAGGAUGAGAAGCAGAAAGGCAAGCCGGACGGGGACAGGGAGAGCCUGAUCGAGGAGAGCGGAGCUCCCCCGGCCAGAGACCUCCUGGGCUUCGCCAGCUCCUGCUCCCUGCAUGGGAUCAACCACGUCUUCGUCUCCGGCCGCCUGGGCAUCCGGCAGACCCUGUGGGCGCUGGCCUUCCUGGCCUCACUGGUGCUCUUCCUGUACCAGGCGGCCAAGUGCGCCAUGUCGUACCUGGAGCACUCGCACGUCACCUCGCUGAACGAGGAGGUGAGCAAGGAGAUGGUCUUCCCGGCGGUGACCAUCUGCAACAUCAACCGAUUCAGACACAGCGCCCUCAACGACGCCGACAUCUACCACCUGGCCAACCUGACCGGGCUCCCGCCCAAAAACAAGGAUGGACACAGGCCCACCGAUUUGGAGUACCCUGCCCCCGACAUGCAGGACAUCUUCAACAGGACGGGGCACCAGCUGGACGAGAUGCUGAAGAGCUGCAACUUCAGCGGGCAGAACUGCUCCAGCGACGACUUCACUGUGGUGUACACGAAAUUUGGGAAAUGCUACACUUUCAACGGGAACAAGACAACAUCCAGGAAAACAAAGCAGGGGGGCAUGGGAAACGGCCUGGAGAUAAUGCUGGAUAUCCAGCAGGACGAAUAUCUGCCCAUCUGGAAAGAGACAAAUGUGACGUCGCUGGAGGCGGGGAUCCGAGUGCAGAUCCACAGCCAGGAGGAGCCUCCCUACAUCCACCAGCUGGGCUUCGGCGUUUCCCCCGGGUUCCAGACCUUCGUGUCCUGCCAGGAGCAGAGGCUGACCUACCUGCCCCAGCCCUGGGGCCACUGCCGGGCCACGGCGGAGAAGCUGAUCCCUGGGUACGACACCUACAGCAUCAGUGCCUGCAGGCUGCUGUGCGAAACCAAGGAGGUGGAGAGCGAGUGCAGCUGCAGGAUGGUCCACAUGCCAGGAACCGCCCCCUUCUGUCCUCCCAGCAAAAUAAUGUGUGUCGACAGUGUGCUCGCCGCGUUUCUGAAGAGCACGCGGGAGAGCUGUAACUGCGAGACUCCCUGUAAGCUGACGCGCUACGGCAAAGAGCUCUCCAUGGUGAAAAUCCCCAGCAAGGGCUCGGCCCGUUACCUCUCCCGAAAGUACAGCAAGACCGAGGAGUACAUCAGGGACAAUUUUCUUGUCUUGGACAUUUUCUUUGAAGCCCUUAAUUAUGAAACCAUAGACCAAAAGAAAGCAUAUGACGUGGCAGCAUUAUUAGGGGACAUCGGGGGCCAGAUGGGGUUAUUCAUUGGCGCCAGCAUUCUGACAAUCCUAGAAAUACUGGACUUUAUCUACGAGGUCAUCAAGUGUCGGCUGCAGCGUCUGCUCCGGCCCGAGAAAGAGGAGAAGAAGAAGAAGCAGCAGCCGCAGCAGCAGCAGCAGACGGGCGUCGUGGCAACAGUGGGCCUGGACGAUCUGAAAGUCAAGGAGUCUGAAGAAAUGACAAGAAGUCACCUGGAAGGGGCCUAUCCAAAAACAAUACUCCCAAACCACCACCACCACCACCAUCACACACAACAUGGAGUCUACGAGGACUUUGCCUGCUAGAGCCUCCAAGUUGUAUUGCCCUGUCCCCCAAAAAAGAAGGAAAACACAACCUCUUCUGCUGGAUUUGGGCUUAAUAAUAGACCCUCUGAAUCCAGCUUUACCUUUAUCACGGUCACAAGUGAAAGCUACAGCCAAAGUCGAACACCAAACCUGUGCUUCUAACGGACUUGUACAGAGGGCGCACAGCCCCCUUGGAGACUUGCACUCGACCUCCCUGCCUGGACGGCUAUCCUCUUGGCAACUCUAUUCCCAUGGUUUCCGCAACAUGGAUACUUGAGAGUUAUAAGGUGUUCAUGUCAUUACGCCCAGUUUAUAUUUGAGAAGAUUAACCUUGUGUUUUUGUCAGCUUGAUUGUGUAAGUCAUAUUAAGGGUAUUAUUCCGGAGUAUUUUAUGAAAUAUGUCAUAAUAUCCCUAAUCUGUCAAUUCUCAAAUGAAAGAAAAUAAUACAACAAAGUGGCUCUGACACUAUCCCCCAUUUACAGUUAAAUGCAAAAGUACUGGGACAGUGAUACAAUUUUUGUUGUUUGACUCUGCGCUCCAGCACAUUGGACUUGAAUUGAAACACUCAAUAUUAGGUUUAUAAACAUACUGACAGCUUUAAUGUAAGGAUAUUUACAUCCAUAUCAGGUGAUUUGUGGAUAAACUACAGCCCUUCUAGUACUUACAGUACUCCCUCUAAAAAUGAACAUUAUCUGAAAUAAAGUCAUCCUAUUUUGUACUCAUUUU
Messenger RNA from Conger conger (European conger), 2359 nucleotides. It is a transcript of the gene asic4a, whose product is annotated as acid-sensing (proton-gated) ion channel family member 4a. The coding region runs from base 1 to 1632 and encodes 543 amino acids. Gene Ontology annotation, biological process: sodium ion transmembrane transport. Gene Ontology annotation, cellular component: membrane. NCBI's taxonomy places the organism in Eukaryota, Metazoa, Chordata, Actinopteri, Anguilliformes, Congridae. The transcript has 10 exons. Gene Ontology annotation, molecular function: ligand-gated sodium channel activity. The record is from RefSeq and is a predicted model, not a curated record.